AUGUGGUUGAAACGUUUGAAGGUGGUCAAGAAGACAGUUCUUGGGCAAGAAAGAGAAGGUGUCAUGGCUGAUAUUCAUGCUGCAAGCUUUCCUGUUCUCACAGACAAAAAGUGGAGCAGGUGGAGUCCACAGAUGAAGAAAAUACAAAAUGCUGCUACGACGAGUGAAGCUUGGGGCAUACAUGUGAGAUGCCAUGCUGGAGAUGAAAAAAUUAAGAAGGUGAAGCUUCAAACGUUAAGGAGACAAUACGAGCACUUGCAGAUGGAUGACAGUGAUAAGGUGAGUAAGUACUUCAACAAAGUAUUGUCAAUAGCUAACCAGAUGAAAGGCUAUGGUGAAAUUGAGAAGAUUAUUGAGAAGGUUGUGAGAUCACUGCCUCAGAAGUUUGAUCAUAUUGUGGUAGAAAUUGAGGAGUCCAGGGAUCUUGAAAAACUAAAGAUAGAAGAACUUCAAAGUUCCUUGGAGGCACAUGAAAUGAGAAUGCAGGAAAGAAAUCCUAUCAAGCCUGAUGAGCACGCGCUGAAGGCACAUCAUACCAUGGGCGAAGGGAAAACGAAGUUCAAGAAGUGGAAGGGAAAGUCAAGUAAAGGAAAAUGGAAGAAUGAUAAUGGUACAAAUGAGCAAGAUGAAAGAAAGUGGUUGGUGAAUUUUGACGAAACCAAGAAGAUCAAAGGCAAGUUCGUAGACAAUAAUACAUUGAUGGUUGAAGGAAUGGGUGAUUUGAUCAUCAAUAGGAAGAAUGGUUCACAAGCUAUAAUUUCCAGUGUGUUAUUCGUUCCUGCAAUGAAGUGUAAUCUUCUUAGUGUUGGGCAAUUGGUAGAAAGAGGAUAUACUGUAAUAAUGGGAAAUAGUGAUAGAGUUGAGUUGCUUGAUAGCCACAAGAAGCUAAUCUUGAUGAGCAAGAUCUCUAAGAACAGGACCUUUCAAAGAUUUGUAGAGGCUUGGCAAGCAAACCAGAAAGCCAUUCCAGUCUCAGUCAAGGAGAGAUCAAAGGAGUGUCUUGAAGUUGUACAUUAUGAUGUCUGUGGUCUGAUUAAGGUUCCCUCUUUGGUAGGCAACAAAUAUUUUCUGGCUUUUGUUGAUGAGCACAACAGAAUGAUGUGGCUAUAUUUGAUCAAGGCAAAGAGUGAAGUCUUGGAGAUGUUCAAGAGAUUUAAAGCUGGUGUAGAAAAGGAGAGUGGGAAGGUGUUGAAAAUUCUCAGAACUGAUGGAGGUGGAGAAUACACCUCACAUACCUUUGAGAGUUAUUGUCAAAGCAAUGGAAUCAUGCACGAAGUCACUACACCGUAUAUGCCGCAACACAAUGGCUAG
Vigna angularis (adzuki bean) is the source of this 1311-nucleotide messenger RNA. RefSeq lists its product as uncharacterized. Bases 1 to 1311 code for a protein of 436 amino acids. The record is from RefSeq and is a predicted model, not a curated record. The transcript is spliced from 5 exons. Gene Ontology annotation, biological process: DNA integration. Gene Ontology annotation, molecular function: nucleic acid binding. NCBI's taxonomy places the organism in Eukaryota, Viridiplantae, Streptophyta, Magnoliopsida, Fabales, Fabaceae.